AUGAAUAUAAAAUCAAAAAUUAAAUUAAAUAAUGGUAUUGAAAUGCCAUUAUUUGGUAUUGGUACAUAUCAAAUUAAAUCAAUUGAUAUGGAAAGAGUUUUAAGAGAAGCAAUAAUUGAUAAUGGAUAUAUUUUAAUUGAUACAGCUUCAUCUUAUAGACAAGAGGAAGCGAUUGGUGAUUGUUUAAAAAAGAUAUUUGAAGAAGGUAAAAUAAAGAGAGAAGAUUUAUUUAUUACUACGAAAUCAAGUACAAGUGAACAUGGUUAUGAUAAAGCAAUUGAAGCAUGUAAUAACUCUUUAAAGAGAUUACAAUUGGAUUACGUUGAUCUUUAUUUAAUUCAUUGGCCUGGUCAAGCUGGUAAUCAACCUUCUUCACCAAAGAAUUCAGAAGCUCGUGCUGAAACUUGGAAAGCAUUUCAACAAUUAUACAAAGAUAAAAAAGUACGUUCAAUUGGUGUUUCAAAUUAUACAAUCAAUCAUUUAACUGAACUUUUAUCAUCACCAAAUUUACAAAUUAAACCAGCUGUAAAUCAAGUUGAAUUUCAUCCAUUCUUAUAUCAAAAAGAUUUAUUUGAAUUUUGUAAAAAAAAUCAUAUAAUUUUAGAAGCUUAUUCUUCAUUAACUCGUGGUGAAAAAUUAAAUGAUGAUCUUAUUGUAGAAUAUGCAAAAUCUUUAGGUAAAACUAGAGCACAAUUAAUGCUUCGUUGGGCAUUACAAAAAGGUAUUGUAGUUAUACCAAAAUCAACAAACUCGGAAAGAAUUAAAGAAAAUUGUUCAUUAUAUGAUUUUGAAAUUCCAAAUGAAAUUAUGGAAAAAUUAGAUUCUAUGGGCAAUGAAAAAAGAAUUUGUUGGGAUCCAACUGUAGUUCUUUAA
Molecule: messenger RNA, 873 nt
Organism: Dictyostelium discoideum AX4
Lineage: Eukaryota; Evosea; Eumycetozoa; Dictyosteliales; Dictyosteliaceae
Gene: alrD
Product: aldo-keto reductase
Exons: 2
Coding region: 1-873 (290 amino acids)
Molecular function (GO): oxidoreductase activity
Source: RefSeq, a predicted model, not a curated record